ACUUUUGCGGUCUCGCGCUCACAUCGCCCAAGCCGAAAGAGAGCCCUAAAAUACCGCGUAAGUGGUCGGUAUUGGGACGUGAAGCACCAUGGAAGGCCAAUGGCGAUCGGAGAUCCCUGAGGACAUGCGCAAGAAGAUGAUCACUGAAAUGUAUCAUGAGCUGGCGCGUAUCUCCGGCGAGGUAGACAAGCAGAAAGUAUGGGGAUCGGCAGCCAAAUUCGAGCUGAUGCUGUGGUCCAGCAGCCCCGACCGAAACUCGUACCUAAUGAAGAUGCAGCGUAAGAUCAUGAGUCUCAAGAAGAAGCCCGGUGCCGGCGAGAUGCAGCAGCCCAACAUGAUGGCUAACGCCAACAACGUCGUGACAUCCAACGCUAUGAACGCUGCAGCCACUGGCAUGAACAACGGACUUAAUAUGAACAUGAACGCCGCCAACAUGGGCGCCAUGAACGCACAGCAGUUUCAACAGAACAAUGCUGCUGUGAGUGCAGCCAUGAACAACUUCCAGCAACAAGCUCAAGCUCAGGUUCAAGCUCAGGCACAGGCACAAGCUCAAGCUCAGGCACAGGCACAAGCUCAAGCUCAAGCUCAAGCUCAAGCUCAAGCUCAAGCUCAAGCUCAAGCGCAGGCUCAAGCGCAAGCUCAAGUUCAGCAACAGAACGCAGCGGCGCUGGCUGCUGCAGUGUCCAAUGGUGUGAGUGUUGGCGCCUCGACUGCAUUAAACCCGGCAGUGACGGCUGGCUUGAACGCUACCAGUACUGCUCCGACGACGGCUGGCACCACUCCGUCAGUGAGUAUCCCUACUGCUCCGCAACAGCAGGCGCAGCAGUGGCUACAACGUAUCCAAGUGCAGUUCCAGGCCCAACAGCGACAGCUUCUGCACACGCAGAACCAAGAGACGCAGCAGCUUCGUCAACAGCAUUUGAACCAGCAACAACAGCUCACUCAGCAGCAGCAACAGCAAGGAGUGGCCCCUGAUCUGCGCCGUCAACAGCUCCAGACUCUGCAGCAACAACACCAACUGGCGCGGACUCGCCUCCAACAUCUCCACAAGAGCAAGCAGCAACAAUUGCAGCGCAAACAGCAGCAAUAUUUGAUGCAGAAACAGCACCAGCUUCAACAGCAGCAGCAGCAACAAGGUUCCAUUGCCGCCACGCCAGCUACAGCUACUACGACCGCUGUUCCAUCCACAGCCAUGAUGGCUACACCGCAAACUGGCGCCACGACUGCGUCCAUGUCUCUUCCCAAUGCAACGACGGUGCAGACUACGGCUCCUACGGUCCCAACGACGCAAGCAGCGGCGACUCUUACGGCUGCGCAGCGUGGCGUCAAGCCGGAGCAACUGGCAGCUGCACACACGCAACAGGCGGCGAUGCGAGAGCUGCAGCGUGCGCAGAACACGACCCAGUUACAAGCCGAUGCGUUGAAGCACCAGCUCCCGAAUGGCACGACUGCUACCACUGCAUCGUCGACUCCUGCGGUCUCUGCGACGACUGCGACGACCACAACAACUACAACUGGAAACAGCAGUCAGACGUACGUGGAGAGACUGAAGGAGAUGAAGCAGAAGUACUGGGAUGAUCUGGUCAUUGUGUACCGCGAGUUUGAGCGCAUGGUCAAGCAGAAACCAGCCAAUCAGCAGCAGGAGCGUAUCAACACUUUCCUAGUAAACUUGAAGCGCAUCAUCGCGCUCCUGCAGCAAGACCCAUCGAAGGUCACGAGCAGCAACAAGAACGACCUGGAUCGAGUGGAAGCUCACAUUCACAAGCAGGUGCUGCCAAUUCUGGAGCGUUUGAAGAACAAGACGCGCGCUGCGGCGGGGAACGGAGCCAAUGGGACUGCAGCAGCUCAACAGGAACAGCUCAAGAAGACGCAGGAAGCUCAGCGACUCGCACAACUACAAGAACAGCAGAAAAAGAUGCAAGAACAACAGAAAGCAGAGGCUCAACGUAAACUGCUUGAAGAGCAGAAGAAAAAGUUGCAACUCGAAGCUGCAGCAGCCGCAGCUGCCAAGAAACAAGAACUGUUAGAGCAACAACGUCAGCAGAAACAAAAGCAGCUUCAGGCUCAACAAGCUCUCCUCCAACAGCAGCAACAACAGCGACAACAGUUGUUGGCUCAGCAGCAAGCGCAACUCAAGCAGAACCAGAUGCGUAUGAACGCAGCCGCGCAACCUGCAGCAUCGGGAGCAACGCCGGCUACGAUGCUGGCUACGGGGAACGGCCUUGCCACACCGGCUACAGCGAAUGGAACUGGCGUAUCGCCUACAAGUCUCGGAGCUUCGUUACAGACUCCAAUUGAUGUGUCGACGUCGUCUGCAGGAGAGACCAGUACAACGAACGGCAUGGCGUCAUUGACUCCGGCGCAGUACCGAACGUUCAAGCUGCCAGAGGCGCGUAAGCAGCAGUUGACAGCCCAACACGCCAAGUUACGUGAGCAACAGCAAGAGCUCAUCAUGCAACAAAGUCGAGCCAAGACGCCGUCGCACCAGGCGAAGUUGGCGCAUCAGGCUCAACGUCUUGCACAGAUGAUCAACAAAAUCUCGCAGCAGUUGGUGCAGUGCAAGCUGGCGGAGGAGUACGAACAGUCCAAGAACAUGGGCAUGGCCUCGACGAUGUCACAGCCACUAUCGCAGCCCACUGCGACGGCGACGGCGCUUACCAACACUACGACUGUGAAGCCAGAGACCUCUUCCACUGCUACGCCUGCUGUGAAUGGAGUUGCUCCUGCUGCAUCGGUCGCUGCUGUGGCUCCUGGAUUAGUGCCGGAUGCUUUGAAGGUUGACACUCCUACAACGGUUGGUGAUACUACAACGAAGGUGGACGAGAGCUUCAAGUCAGUGUUACCCGACAUGACCGGGCUGGGUGCGUCCGAGAAACUACUGACUGCCGUAGCUGCCUACGAGAAACACAAGCCCGAGGUGUUAAAGCGUGGAGCGUCACGGUUCUCGCGCAUUGCUGUCACCAUCGGAGCCAAGCUCAACACAUCCUACGUGACUUCCUAGAACGUAUGUCGAGAAUAGUCGGAGACUUCGUGUUUUUAAACAACACCCUGGCUCAGCGAUAGCGAGAAAAUGGGAGAUGAUGAGGACGUGGCAAGGAUAACACGCUCAAGUCGAAGCAGCACACGCACGUUCACACAGGAUCAGAUAGGGAAGCAAAUACUUUUUGCUUUAUUUAUGAAGAAAUGCUGGUGUUGAUUGUGGUUGUUUAGAAAAGUGUCCACUGAAUGUGUUGCCUUGCUUUCGAUCUGAAGUGCGUCUUCGAGUCAGUGCAGCCAUGUCGUGAGGGAUUUGCUGAGGUUGGCUGGUGGCAUGUUAGAAGAUUGUUCCGCUGCAUUGCAGCUUACAUGAACUCUCGUGACGAGUGAAUACGUGUAUUCUCCAUGCUCUCUCGAGACAGUCGUGGCCAGUACUUACUGGAAACGACUGUCGUAGCUACAUACCUGGUCCUGCUUCCUUUAGCAACAUCUUGUAAGUGUGAUACGACAACGAUGUAAUCAUUAUCGUUCACAAAUUGUAAUCACGAUACCGCAU
Messenger RNA from Phytophthora nicotianae INRA-310, 3532 nucleotides. RefSeq lists its product as hypothetical. NCBI's taxonomy places the organism in Eukaryota, Oomycota, Peronosporomycetes, Peronosporales, Peronosporaceae. The coding region runs from base 89 to 3001 and encodes 970 amino acids. The transcript has 3 exons. The record is from RefSeq and is a predicted model, not a curated record.